AUGUAUUUCCCCAAUGACAACAAUGGAAGUAGAGUUAUGUUUACUAGUCGCCUCAAAGAGGUGGCUAUGCAUGCCUCACCUGAUUGCCAUCAUCAUUGUCUGCGUCCUCUCACUGAAGAAGAGAGUUGGGAGUUGUUACAACGGAAGGUGUUUCAAAAUGGACGUUGCCCUCCAGAACUGAUUGAAAUUGGGAAGCAAAUAACGAAAAGAUGUGGAGGGCUUCCACUUGCAAUUGUUGUAAUUGCAGGACUUCUUGCAAAGAACAUCAAGACACAAAAGUCGUGGAAAAAAGUUGCCCAAAGUGUAAGCUCAUACAUUGUUAGUGAUCCAAACCAGUACUUGGACACACUAGCACUGAGUUACAACCACUUGCCUCGCCACUUGAAACCAUGCUUUCUCUAUUUAGGAGCAUUUCCAGAAGAUCAAGAAAUCUCGGUGCAGAAAUUAAUUUGGUUAUGGAUAGCUGAGGGGUUCAUACAAAAAAUUGAGCAGAAAAGCUUGGAGGAAGUAGCGGAGGGUUACUUAAUGGAUCUAAUUCAAAGAAGUCUGGUAAUUGUUGCUCAAAAAAGGUUUGAUGGUCGAAUUAAAGCAUGUCGUAUGCAUGAUUUGUUGCGUGAUUUAUGCUUGAAGAAAGCCAGAGAAAUUAAUUUCCUAAAGUGGAUUCACAAUUAUGAAGAUUCUUAUCCUCCUCCUUCAAGUAAUUACAAAGCAAACAACCAAUGUCACCUGUGUAUCGAUUUUGACUUCUUGGAAAAAUGUGAUCAUGUUCUCUUAGAGUCUUAUUCCCCAGUAGUUGUUCAAUCAUUAUUGUGCUUCAGAAUUAAGUCUGGGAGAGAAAUUAGUUACGGUGACAGUCCGUUUGAUGAUGUGUUCUCGUUUAUUUGUUGCAACUUCAAACUUCUUAGAGUGUUGAACAUAUGGUACAUCAAUGCCUUCAUUUCAAGAGAAUUAACACAACUAGUUUAUUUGAGGUAUUUGGCAAUUAAUUUGAAAAGUUCUUGUGGAUUACCGCCAUCAAUAUCCAAUCUCUCAAACCUAGAAACACUUAUUAUUUCUACACAACGGGGUGAGGUUAUUCUGCCAUGUAAUGUUUGGAAGAUUCCAAAGUUGAGGCAUCUUUAUGCUAAAGGAGGAGCAAAAGUUGAUGUGUCUUUAUGUUCUAAAGAAGCAGCAGUGGAUCACAGCUAUCCCCAUGUAUUAAAAGACCUACGAACCAUCACAGACUUAGAUCCAUGUGGAUCUGUUCAGGAUUUUUUGGCAAGAACUCCUUAUCUUACAAAGCUGGGAAUUUGUGUACAUCUUUUGUCUGAUUCGGGGAAUUUGAUGUUUCCUAAUCUAGAAUUUUUAAGACACCUUGAGACUUUGAAGCUAGACAUCGAUUUUUUUCCCAGACACCCAAUUGCUCUCGGAGAGGUCAAGUUUCCUGCAAAUAUUAAAAGGCUAACCUUGAAAUAUACAGGGAUAGAGUGGGAGGAGAUAUCAGUCCUUGGGAUGAUGUUACCCAACCUUGAGCUUCUCAAAUUAGAAAAUGAUGCUGCCUGGGGACAGCAAUGGGAAACAACUGAUGGUGGGUUUCCUCGACUCAAAUUCUUGAAACUGAAGGAACUUGAUGUUGAGCGAUGGAUCACCUGCUCUGGUCCCUUUCCAAGCCUUCAACACUUAUCGUUGGAACGGUGUCAAUAUCUCAGGGAAAUACCAUCUAGUUUGGGGGAUAUACUCACUCUGCAGCUGAUUGAGGUAAACUUUUGUCAUUUCUCUGUUGAGGAAUCUGUCAGGCAAAUUAAGGAAGAGCAAGAGAGCAUUGGAAAUAAUUGGUUGAAAGUGCUGAUUAGGGAACAACCGUGGACCUUUUAG
Molecule: messenger RNA, 1854 nt
Organism: Camellia sinensis
Lineage: Eukaryota; Viridiplantae; Streptophyta; Magnoliopsida; Ericales; Theaceae
Product: putative late blight resistance protein homolog R1A-10
Biological process (GO): defense response to other organism
Molecular function (GO): ADP binding
Source: RefSeq, a predicted model, not a curated record